This is a messenger RNA of Dioscorea cayenensis subsp. rotundata (Guinea yam), 503 nucleotides long. RefSeq names its product caffeic acid 3-O-methyltransferase-like. Gene Ontology annotation, biological process: methylation. The coding region runs from base 72 to 503 and encodes 143 amino acids. The transcript is spliced from 2 exons. The record is from RefSeq and is a predicted model, not a curated record. Lineage: Eukaryota; Viridiplantae; Streptophyta; Magnoliopsida; Dioscoreales; Dioscoreaceae. Gene Ontology annotation, molecular function: S-adenosylmethionine-dependent methyltransferase activity; protein dimerization activity; O-methyltransferase activity.
CAUCUCUUAACUAACCACAAACUCUCACUUCUCUUGGGAAUAAACACAAACACCUCCCGUGCAAUACACCAAUGGAGGAAAUACUAGCAUUCUCCGACGCCAUGGACCUCGGAUGUGGCAUCGCGUUGCCGAUGAUGAUGAAGGCCAUGAUCGAGCUGGACGUGCUGGAGACCAUGGCAGCAGCUGGGUCCGGCGCUCUGCUCUCGCCGGAAGAGAUAGCGUCAAAGAUCCAAACCAGCAACCCUGAUGCCCACGAGGUGCUCGACAGAAUGCUUCGGUUCUUGGCCGCGCACAAAGUGAUGAUGUGCGACGAGAUGGACGGAGAGGAGGAUGGGAAGAGCAAGAGGCGCUAUGGACUGGGCCCGGUUUGCAAGUUCUUCACUAAGGAUGAGGAUGGAGUCUCUCUGGCUCCACUCUUGCUCAUACACCACUCCAAGUUCAUGGCGGAUACAUGGCCAAAUAUAAAAGCAUGCAGUGUUAGACAGGGAGUGUCCCAUUUGUGA